Messenger RNA from Epinephelus lanceolatus (giant grouper), 2662 nucleotides. It is a transcript of the gene dhx32a, whose product is annotated as DEAH (Asp-Glu-Ala-His) box polypeptide 32a. The record is from RefSeq and is a predicted model, not a curated record. Gene Ontology annotation, cellular component: intracellular anatomical structure; spliceosomal complex. Gene Ontology annotation, molecular function: RNA binding; helicase activity. Lineage: Eukaryota; Metazoa; Chordata; Actinopteri; Perciformes; Serranidae.
ACGUGUGAAGCCACGCUGGGGAGAAAUUACGCGCCGGUGCGCAAAGCGCGUCAGCCAGUCCCAACAAGAGGAGCUGCCAACUUUUAAGAGCUUAAUAAAUAUAGUUUGGGCAACUGAGGAGCCGAUUGGAGAGAUCCUGGUGAUUUAUCACGAAUAUGGGAUAUGCUGUAGGCUACUGAGUGGACGGAAACUGAUCGAUUUUUGAAUAUUUCCUAUAAAAAACAAAAUGGACCCGUAGCUGGAGCGGCAGGAAAACUUUUUCAGCUCUUGUCUGCGGUAACAAAUAUACAUGUGUCAUGUCGGAUACUAAUAAUUCACUGGAGCCAGACUUUCCCCCUGAAAGUGAGGACUGUCCUGCAGAGGAGUCAUUUGGCUUUGGAGAUGAUUUGGAGUUGAAUCAGUUCGAUGGAUUGCCCUUCUCCUCGCGUUACUACAAAUUACUGAAAGAGAGGAAGACUCUGCCAGUGUGGAAAGUCAGGUCCAAGUUUGAAGAUGCUCUGGUGAACAACCAACUGGUUAUUGUAUCCGGUACAGCAAAGACUGGGAGGAGCACACAGAUCCCUCAGUGGUGUGCCGAGUUCUGUCUGUCUGCCCAGUACCAGCACGGCAUGGUUGUGUGCACGCAGACCAACAGACAGCAGGCUGUAGAUCUGGCCUUGCGUGUGGCCGAUGAAAUGGACGUCAACAUCGGUCAUGAAGUGGGCUACACCAUCCCUCUGGAGACCUGCUGCUCCUCUGACACUGUUCUGAGGUACUGCACUGACAAUAUGCUGCUGAGAGAGAUGAUGUCAGACCCUUUCCUGGAGCACUAUGGGGCCAUUAUCAUCGACCAGGCCCAUGAGAGGACAGUGAGCACAGACAUACUCCUGGGUCUCCUCAAGGACAUCCUGCUGCAGAGGCCUGAGCUCAGAGUGGUGAUCCUCACCAUCCCGCCUGUGACCGACAAGCUGCUGAGCCACUACGACAGCGUCCCGCUCGUCAGUCUGGAGGCCUCGUCUCCCGCUGAGGCGGUCUACAGCAACAGCGGCAACAAAGACUACUUCUUCUCAGCGCUGAGGCUGGUGCUGGAGAUCCAUCGGACCAAAGAGGAGGGAGAUGUCGUUGUGUUUUUUGCCUCGGCUGAGGAGGUUCAUUUAGCCCACAGUAUCCUCCAGAGAGAAGGCACCAGGCUGGGAGCCGAGCUGGGACAGAUGGUGCCUGUGGUCCUGUGUCCAAGCCGCAGAGGGCUACUGCCUGCUCUCACUGAGCAACUGGAGAGGUCCAGGAGGGUUUUCCUCUCUACCAAUCAGGGGGAGGAUAUGUGGUGGGCCACAGAGUCUGUCAACUUUGUCAUCGACACAGGAGUCCAGAAAAAGAUGGUGUACAAUCCCAGAAUAAGAGCAAACUCAGAGGUACUUCGACCAAUCAGCCAGUGUCAGGCAGACGUACGCAAGCAGCUGUCUGGACCAACAGGUAAAUGUUUCUGCCUAUACCAAGAAGACAGCCAGCUUCCUGCAGAGAACUCCCCACAGAUCCUGGAGUCCGACAUCACCCCAACAGUCCUAUUCCUAAAAAGGAUGGAGAUAGCCGGCCUUGGACAGUGUGAUUUCAUCGACAGACCAGAUCCUGAGGGUCUCAUGCAGGCGAUGGAGGAGCUGGAUUACCUCGCAGCUUUGGAUGACGAUGGCAACUUGUCUGAGAUAGGCAUCAUAAUGUCUGAAAUCCCUCUGGACCCUCAGAUGGCCAAAGCGCUGCUGGCAUCCUGCGAGUUUGACUGUGUGAGCGAGAUGCUGACCAUUGCAGCGAUGUUGUCAGCAUCAAGCUGCUUCCUGGAGCCACCUGCCGGCAUGAGCCACGAGGCAGUCCAGUGUCACAGGAAGUUCCAGCACCCUGAAGGCGAUCACUUCACCCUCAUAAACAUCUACAACGCCUUCAAACAAAGCCAGAGAGAACAAUAUUUCACAGCUGAAAAGUGGUGCCAAGACUACUUCCUGGAUCAUUCUGCCCUAAAAAGAGCUGAGGCCAUCAGAUCAGAGUUGACUGACACUCUGAACAGGAUCGAGCUUCCCAUCUCUGAGCCCUCCUUUGGAACCAAGACCAACACCCACAACAUCAAGAGAGCUCUGCUGGCCGGGUUCUUCAUGCAGAUUGCUCGAGACGUGGACGGCUCGGGAAACUACUUCAUUCUGACACACAAGCACAUGGCCAAGGUGCACUCGCUCUCCAGCUACGGGGCUCAGUUGCACAAGCUGGGGCUGCCAGAGUGGGUCGUUUUCCAUGAGUACACUCUGUCGGAGAACAACAGCAUGAGAAUAGUCUCUGAAAUUUCCCCUCAAGUAUACAUUCAAAUGGCACCGCUGUACUUCUUCUACAACCUGCCCCCUAGUGAAAGCAAAGACAUACUGCAAGACAUGUUGGACCCAGAUGGAUCCAAAAAGCGCGGAGACGAAAAACAAAAAGCCAUCACAGUCCACAGUGAAGCCGACAGUGGAUGUGCAGUGGUGCCGCAGACUUAUGACAGAUGUGUGAUCCAAUGAUGUGAAAUUGUACAUGUAAAAAUCCUGGCUGUAAUCUCAUCACCAAAUGUAAAAUGUCUAUAGUCAAUGCAAACCUGGGACUGUUAUAUUAUUGACUCCUGUCAUGACAGCGUGUCACACAAUGUAGUAAACCAUGAUCUUCAUUA